UUCCGCCCAGGUGAUGUGAAGUUUUAAAAGUGGACUCUAUUUUAAACAAGGUUUUUAACUUUUUAUGUGUGAAUUUCAAUUAAAUUUUGGAAAAUUAAAUGUGUGGCUAAAUACAUUCAGUCACAAUGAGCGGAGCGGAGGCUGACAUUUCAUCUGACGGUGAAACUAGCUUUGAGGAUGAGGAUGUUCCCCUACCCCCAAGUCCACUGAAGGAGGGGACCGACGAACCUUUUCAGGUGGUGUUGAAAGGGGGUAGCCCGUGGGGAUUCACAUUGACAUGUGGAACGGAAUCGAAAUCUUCUGUUAUAAUUGGUGCUAUAGAAGAUGGUGGAAAGGCCUGUGACAGUGGGAAGUUGAAGGUUGGAGAUUAUCUUCUGCAGGUCAAUGAGGUCAGGUGUCUCACACUACAAGUGGCACAUGAACUUAUAGACAGCGCUUUCAGAACACUCACACUACUAGUCUGGAGGGGCACUACUGACUCACUCUCACCCCCAGUAAGGUCCGCCUCCUUUCUCCAGAAGACACGAGAACUGUCGGAGAGAGCAAGAAAGGCUGCCGUACAAGAUGACAGUGUACUGUUCUCAGAGUCAAAGAGUUCCUCAACUCGCAUGAAACCUCGACAGCGGAGGAUUGAGAGCUUCCAUGGUGGUAGACGUGGUUCGGUACAUUCAGGUAGUUCGUCUGCUUCUGCGUCAGCAUCUGCAUCUGCAUCUGCUACAGCUUCUUCUACGCCACGAUUAACACAGCAUGGGGACAGUAGUAGUCCAGCUACCCCACCCACCUCUACAUCAGAAAGUGCAAAGCCUGGCCUGAAAGGCUGGGCUACAGAACAUGAUCUUACAUCGUCAAGGCAACCAGUCAUCAUGUCUGGAAGUCAUAUGACCCGAAAUGUGCCAUUAACUCCCGCCAAAUCAUCGCCAAGUCUGAAUCAAGAAGACUUGGUGAACUCAGUGACUAAUCCAAGAAGUUAUAAUCCAAAAUCUCCUACAGUGCACAAUAUGACAAAAUCUACAACAGACAUUCCGGAACAUGUAAACUAUGAAAAUGUGACCUCACCUACAAGUCCUAAAAGUCCAUCUUGGUACCAACAAAAAUUACCUAAUCGUUCUGUGUUUGACUUUUCUUCCUCGUCUGCAAACAGGAGAAGUGGCAGUCCGAGGAAUUCAUACGCUGGAAGUAGUCCAAGGAACUCUUAUGCUAGUGGUAGUCCGAGAAAUUCUUACGCUGGUGGGAGUCCAAGAAAUUCAUAUGCUGGAUAUUCAUCAUCCUAUGUGCCUUCAAAUUACCCAACAUCCCCUGUAACAGGGUUUGCUCCUAUGUCAAUAUCUGGCAGUAUGCUGUCACAAACACAAACAGACUCUAACCGAACUGGUGCAAAUUACAGUCAAAAUCAAAAACAGUCUGGUGCAAAACAAUAUAGUUAUGAUGACACACCUACACAUCCUACAAACAAGAACUAUGAUCGUAGGUCUUUACCACCACAAGCAUUGCAUCAGUUUAGACAAGAAUUUCAGAGAGAAAAUAAACAAGAAACGCCAAAACAAUUAACAAGUAUGCCUGUGACUCGAGAAGAAGAGGAACUGGAUAAAGAAAUUCCCGAUAUGAAACCAGUUCCACCAAAUGACCUUGACAUCCGUCCUAUGUACUCCCCACCAGCGCCACCUGUCAGAGACAUUUCUAGUUUAAAAUAUGUGACUUACCGUCAAAAUCAUGAAAAAUAUCCAUCAUGGCCGGUAACUGCAGCACAGCAACCACAAAAUCUUGGACCUCCAAUAGAUACACAAAAAGUUGAAAAAGGAAAUGAAAGUGAAAAUAGUGGAAGAAGUGAUAAAAUUCAGGUACAGGUUGUCAAACCUGAAGGUAAAAGAAGCCCCAGUGUAGAACGAAGGGGUGGUGAAGAAAGUAAAACUCGAAAUCAGAGUGAUCCAGGAUUUAAGCAGAAACCUAAGAAAAACUUUUACACAAAUAGGAAGCCAAAAGAGAAAAGUGUUGAAGAGUCAAAACCAGAAGGUGAAAGAUUUGAUGAAUUUUGUAGACAAUCAAAGCCAGGUUACCCUCCACCAAAGCUUGAUCCAGAUGGUCAUAACUUUGGUGAUGAAAAAUACAGUAUUCCUUCUCCGCCAGAACGAGACAUGCCAAAUCUUGACGAAAAGUCUCUUGUUGAAAAAAUAGCCGCAGUGAUUUCUCCGAAUUCUUCUUAUCAGCCAACUUACCACCAUACUAUCCAAUAUAAUAUGGCAGCUGAAAAUAAUCAGUCAAGAACUCAAAAAUCAGAUGGGGCUACAAGCCAAAUGUCAAAUUCACAUAUAUCUAAAUAUGCAGGAACAUAUUUUCAACAAGCGAUGCACGCACAGAAUUUGCUACGACCUAAUAAUUUGUCUCAUAGUAAAAACAUGGUUGAUUCAGGAACUAGUCCCCUCCAGAGUCCUAAUGAAGACAGAGGAAGGUUUUUAAGGACACUAAGUCCGCAUCCUCGAAGUGAAACUGGUGUCUCGCCUUCUGAUAAACCAAGGGGGGUAAUUGUUACACAGCGGCCAUAUUAUAAUACAAGUACUCAGACUGAUGACAGUUUAGCAAACCAGUCUGAACAAAAUAAAAAUGAAUCUGGUAACCAUGGUGAUACAGGUUUAAAUUCUUUGUCAUCAGUAUCAACUGUUUCAACAUUAAGGUCUGAAGCAUCUUCAAACAGUUCUGGUAUCGGAACUAUGACUUUUAGUGAUCACUCCAGUGCUCCGAUGUUGAGAAAACUGUCGGAGGAAUUUUAUCGUGGAAAGUUAUCAAGUUCAGUUCCAAAUGAAAAGAGAAUGUCGUCUGCAUCUACUUAUGAAGAAUUGAAAAGUCCUCGCGAUUCAAUGUUUGGUGGUAUGAAAGAAGCAGACUCCUAUAGCAGUGUUGUUAUUCAUGCACAUGAAUCUUCUGGACCUUUCGGUAGAGAUGAACUAGGCUCGAGCCCAAGUAUAAAUUCUAAACCAGAAAUGUCAGACAGUGAACAUGAACACUAUGGAGAUUACAGACAUAAAGCUCGUUAUAGUAUGGACUCGGCCUUAAUGUUGCAGAAACAUCCUGGAAGCAUGAAUAUGCCUCCGAGAAGUUUAAAUGAGUCACGUUUUACUUCAGAAAGUAAUCUGUCAGGUGAAAACUAUAGCCAGCGGAGCCAUAGUCAAAGUUUGAUUCAUCUUAAUCGACCAUCUUCAUCAUUAGGGGAGGCAACCCAGUCUCGGCAAUUUUCACAGAGCACUUAUUCAUCAUCGUCAUCAUCAUCAAGGCCCCAAGGUUCUAUGGAAGCACGAUCCUCUGGAAGUCGGGUAGGUUCAGAUUCAAGUACCAAGGGAGAUAAAUCUAGAAAUGGCUCUGAUUCAGUAUUUUAUGACAGAAAUUCUCCAGUGUCUCAAGACAGCAAGAAAGAAAAUUCUGGUGCAAAAAGUGCAACAUUAGGUAGAAAGGAAAGUAUGAAAAUGGCUUAUGGAACUUACGAUGAAAAUGAACAUCAUUAUGCCACCCCAUAUGGUCAUCAGCGAAAUAGUAGUGAAGUUUUAUCUCAUAGUGCUAAUGAUGCUAAUGUUGCUCAUGGUAGAUCCAUGUCAUUUAAUGAUUACAUGCCUAUGCACUACAGCCAAAGUGAGGCGCAUCGUCUCGAUCAAAUUAAAGAGGAGGGCUCAGAAAUUAGGUGGCAGGAGGCUGUUAAAAAAUCUAAGUCAUUGUCGAGAGUAAGCACAUCAAAUUACGAGAAUAUUUCAUUAAAUCUGAAGGAAGGAACAUCAAGUAAAAGUAGUGAUUCUGAAAGAUCAGACUCUGAAAAGAAAAAAGAAUCAAAAGGUCUGAGACGGAUUGUAUCUGAACAAUUUAGGCCAAAGAAACAAGAUAAAAGUCUUCAAAGAAAGAGUGAUUCUAAUAAAAGUGAAUAUAGUUCAAGUGGGGGAGAAUCAUCUAAGGGAAAUAAAUCUGACAGUGAAAAUGUACCAAAAUCAAUGUCUCAUCAGCAUUUGUCUGACUCGGAUUUAAAGAGAGUGCAACAAAAAGCUUUACUAGAUUUUGUUGAAAGAAAAAGUGAUAAAUCACGUGGUUCAGAUAGCUCUGAGCCCCAGAGUCCGGUAGUCAAGGAUACUUCUCCUGGGUAUCCCCCACCCCCUCCCCCAGCUGAGUGUGCAUCCCCAGUAAACACUACAUCCCUUCCUCCACAACCUGCCUCUCCAUUUGCCGACAUAACAAAACGUUACAACUACACAAAAGCUCAACGCAAUGAGAGUUUACGCAGAACACAAUCCAUAACCUCGAAUUCCUCUCGGGAUUCUGCCUCUGAUUAUAUGGACAUGAAACGUUCAGAGCGUAGUUACACGACAGAGUGGAGUAGACUGCGCUCCCAGGAUGGGGCUCUACCUCGGCGCCCGCUCUCGAUUGGCUCGGACAUCAGCAGUGUUGAUCACUUGCAGUUGCAGUCUCCAAGUACAACCCCUGAAAUUGAGACAAUACACCAAAGAAGUUCCAGUGAAACAUUACCCAAACACAUUCUUGCAGAACAAGACAGACAAGAACAGCAACCAGACCUUGUUCCUCCACAAGGAAAUAAUGAAGGUAUGGUGACAUCACCGAUCUAUCACAAUUUAUCUCCCGGGGAUUAUCCGAGGCGCCCUCCGCCUCCGAUCCCCGGGGUAAAUGAAGAGGCACCUCCUGCUUUACCUCCAAGAUCAUACCAGAGGUUUACUAGUAGUAAAUCAGAAUCCUUUUUAUUAUCUCGCGUGGAUCAAAGCCAGAGAGACGAGUUAAAAGAAUCAUAUAAUCGUGAUAAUGCCGGUGCUGGUUCCAGGCGUUGGGACAGCAGUGGUACUGGUACUCUUAAAGAGGACGCUUAUGCGCAGCAGUUACGUAAACAAGCUAGGCGUUUCUCAGAACAAACUAAACCUAUAUCAAUGCAAGUAGUGUCCACAAAAUCAACAGUACAAGUGUCGCUAUCACAGUCAUAUAAACAAGAACCUACGACAGCUCUGGAAGCUGUUCCGGUACAAAAAGUCACCCCAACAUCAUCACCAAUACAGACUGAUGUUAAAACAAGUGCUGUUCAUCAUUCACCGCCCUCAUCGAGGGACAGACUUACUCCAGAACCUCCUCCUCUUCCAACGCCAUUGAAGAAUGGGGAGACAGAGAUUUCUGUGGAUUUAAAUACAACUGCCGAUUUUCCACCACCUCCUGUGGAGUUCAUGACUGGUGCAGAUGCGGAGGAACACAACAACAGAUGUGCUGAUGAUUCCUACGGUUCAUACAAGACUCGCACAGCACCUCGGGAGCUCGGUAAAUACAAGCGGGCAACCUCAGACAGCAGCUUGUUGAGGUCGCACCAGGAGCACAAACCAUUCCGCCCCCAUCCUGAACUGAGUAGUCGCGACGUGGCUGAGGUCACACCAAACAAACCUCCGAGAAAGAAGCUUGAGCUUCAGGGACGUAAUUCACCGACACAAGGUUAUCGUUCAAACAGUCCUGGUAUGCACCAUGUAGAUAAUCAGAAACCAGCGCCACAGGUACCAGCAUUCCAAGCGGCUGAAGUGAGUACUGUACAACAUGCACAAAAAUCAAUGGCAAAGCCUUUGCCUUUGAUUUCAGUGCAGAAGCUGAACUCUCCAUCAAGUGUUUCGAAUUCGUCUGGAAGUUUCGUAAGCACAGUUGUACAAAGACCAGCCAUGAAUCAGCAGGAAAAAACGCCAACAGCGGAUGAACCUGCUAGGUGUUCAGUUAAGGACCGCAUUAAAAAUAUUGAAGUGUUCAGUCAUUCUCCACUUUCCUCUAAAAACCAGCGUCAAUCUGGCGAUCAUGGAGAUAGAGGCUCAUUGUCACUGGAAGAAAAGGAAAUUAAUGCUGCCGAUUCUUUAGAACAGUUAGAAAGCUCAAUAAAAAGUAGUGAUAGUUUCAGGGAUAGAUUAAGACCUGUUGUGAAAAGAACGGAGACAGAUAAGACUGUAGAUCAGCAUGUUCCGUCGGAGCGAGUCAGUACUGACGCUGCAGACAGUGUUAGAAUGACUCCACCAGUACCAAAUCGGACAUAUAGGCAGAAACAGCCAAGUGUUCAAAAUGAACCAGUGUUUAGGAAAAAUUCAUUCCAAAAUCAUAACGCUGCACCUAGACCAUAUGAAAACAAAAACUCUGGAAGUGUAAAUAUUCAUAAUCCAUUAAAUCAGAAUAAUUUUGUUAACUAUAAUCAAGGUUUUGGCUCCGAGUCCAAGAGAAGCCCAGGUCAGUCGGUGCCUGAGCCACAAGUGCCUGCAAGACCACAGAAGCAGAACUUGGGCUCAAAUAAUGAACAAAACCUUCGUGAUCAAAAUUCAAGUAUACCUAGUCCAGACUCUAGACUGAAACCAAAUUACAGUGAUGAAAGUGUGCAAAAUAGAGACAAUACGCAAACAUCAGGUGUUUCAAGCGGACAAAAGAGAAACUAUGAAAGUUCAUUUUCAAGGUCACGGAAUCAUUCUUCUGGAAGUUCAAAUAAUUCUCUUGGUCCAGAGAGCCAUCAAAGUGAUAAAAGUGUUGCUAAUUUCCACAAUAGGCUUCCACCAAAUACUCAGAAUGAGCAAAACAUGAGAGGUAACUCUCAAAGAAAUGAUCACAGGGGAGAUAACUCUUUUGAACAUAGACAUCAGCAGUCACAUGAUCGUAGGUCACCAGGUCAAAGUAGAAACUCUACUAACGAGUCUCGAAAUUUGAAGUCGCAUUUACAACAUGUUGACAAUCAUAGUGUGAACCGUAAUAACAGCCAGUCAGAUCCCAGUUCUAGGACAAGCAACUAUGACACACAAAAUAAAGAUUCACCGGAUAAAAUGCGAGACAGUGUAACAAAUUCUGAUAAAGAUAGGCAUGGUUCACAAUUAGUCACAGUGAAUCAUGGCCGUCAGCCGUCUGCCGAAGAAUUAGAAUGUGAUCAAAAGGCACAAGAGCUUGCUAAAGUAUUGAAGGACAGUGAUAAACAGUUAAGUGAGGUGCUAACGUCGGACAGUAAGAAAAUACGCAUGCAGUAUUUGGAUGGUUUACUUCCGGUUGAUUCGGAUCAGGGCGAGGAGAGACGACCUCGUUCUGGAACAAAAACCGAAGGUUCCGCUGAGGAAAAGAAGGAAAAGACUGAGGAUGAGCCAACCUCACCUAUGCCAUCUAACUACUAUGUGUCGCCACCUAAAGCUAUGAUUGAGCUGGAAAUAAGAAAGUUUGGGGAUCAGCUUACACAAGACAUCGGUGAUAAUGAUGCAUUGGCACAGAAAAAGGAGGAGCUGUUACAGCGUAUGGUUAAAAAGGUUGAUAUCCUCAAAGAAGACAAGAAAGAACUAUUGAUUGACAUAGAUGAUAAUGAAUCACUUGGAAAACAGGUUGUAACAUGUGUUGAGAAGAAGUGCCGUAAUCAGCAGGAGAAAGAUAAAUACAAGUCAUACAUCGAGGAUAUUGACAAGAUUAUUCGUCUCCUCCUCAAACUGUCUGGAUUGUUGGCCAGGGCAGAGAACACCAUACAGGGCCUCACAGAGAAUGCAAAUGAAAAGAUCAAGAAAAUGACAUAUGAUAAGAGAGAUCGCCUGUACCAGCAGCAUGAGGAUGCAAAAGAGCUCAAAAUUGACAUUGACCGGCGUAGCGAGCAAGUGGAAGCGAUAUUACUGGAGUGUCUGUCUGCGUCAGAACUGGACGAUUAUCAUUACUAUAUCAAAAUGAAGUCAAAAUAUACCAUACAGAUGCAAGAACUGGAGGAUAAAAUCACACUCGGCAAUGAACAAAUAGCUGCUCUCCAGAAAAGUAUGCCUAGCAAACCUAAGUCAUAGUGAAACGACAGUGUUGACUUACAACAUAUGUUAAAGUGGUGCAGAUAGUUUUGUAAAUUUAAAACAUGUUAGGGAUUCAGAAGAAAUAAAUUGUUACAAGACAAUCGUGUAUACUAAAACACAGUACAUGUGUAUAUAGAAUACAAGAAAAAAUGUGCAAAAAAAUAACAGCUCAAUGGUGCUUUUUUUUUGUGAGACUAAAUUUCCUACCCUUAAAGUUAUAGGCAAAACUGGAGGGUAUUCCAAAUGAAGAAAAGGAAUAUUAUUAUUGAAAUCCCUUUUUUAUACAGUUGGAAAGGGUAUAAAAUGGAAUGGCAGUCUUUUUUUAAAAAAUUGAGAGUGUUUGCAGAAUGAAUUAGCAGUGAUUAUAGUGGUUUAUUGGAGAAUAUGACAGUGUUUUUUUUAAAAGGAUAUGAUGGAUAGGGCAGAGAUUUAUAAAAGAAUGUGGAUGAAAUGCAAGCAAGGAUAGGACAGAAAAAAAUAGUGAGUUUAAAGGUAGAGAGACUGCAAAAGAAAUAAGAGAAGUCUAUAUGAAUCCUGGUUAUUAUACCAAAGUCUUUCGAUUAAGAAAACCAUUUCAUUUAAGAAUCAUGAGAAAAAGUCUAAAUGAAAAUGGCUUUUAAAUAUUUAUUUUUGAUUUCUCCUUGAUGAUUAUUUUAUUUAUUUCGAAGUCUCUUUAACCGAGACUGUGUAGGCAUUUAAGGGGAACACAACUGUGUAUUCGAGAAUGCAUUGAGAGAUUGUAUAAAUACAUGUAGAUAAGUAUAUAUAUUACUUAAGAUGAUUUUUGGUGAGAAAAGGAUAGAAUUAAGUCCUUGAGAGGAGGGAAGCUAUAAGCUGCCAUCUACAUGUAUAUUACAUGCAUUCAUGUGAUGUAAAUUACAUGUUUUUACAUGUAUACAUGUGAUGUAGUUAUUAUGCGUGUACAUGUGAUGUAAAUUACAUGUUUACAUAAAUUGUAAAGUACAUGUUUGAUAUUCAUAAAACUGACAUAAAAUCAUGUUUUAACAUAUCUUGUCAUUACUGACUGUACUUUUAAAUGUAACUAAACAAAGUGGGACCAAGUCCCUUAUCAAAUGUUUUCUUUAUUGAAUAAAGUGUAUCCAUUUUUUUUUCCUGCAUUAAUUUUUAAAAAGUUUCACUCACAUUUUUAGUUGCCAAUCAUAUUUGGAACGUUUUUGUUUUGUAGGAUCUGUAUAUAUGUAUAUUGAUGAAAGUGUGUAUGUAUGUAUAGAUUUGUACAGUAGUACAUCAUUAUUCUAAAAAAAUGGGGUAUUUCAUAGGUUUUUACUAAACAUCUAUAGAAAUGUUAAAAUUUUUAUUGUCAUACCAAUAUGUGAUAAAUAACAGUGCUAAUACUUUCGUUUCAUCAUAUAAUUGUUAAAUGUUUUUUUCAGACUUUUGAAUACAGUUUCAAUGUCAUAAAUGAAAUGAAUAUUCUGUAAAAUGGAUUUUUCCCCAUAUCUUGAAAAAAAUUUAUAUUUUUUUACCAAUUUGAAAAAUAUACAAUCUAUUUCAAAUACAUUCCAUUAACAAAAUUACAAACCUCAUUUUGAGCAGUUUUCCUAUCUUGUAGUUCCAGAUUUUUCUCUGUACUGUUGGUUUGAAUCGAAAUGUUACAUGUUUUAUAUGAAUUAUCUUGCAGGGGAUAAUUCUACUGUUAGCACAUUUUACAGAAACUGUCAUGUUUGUCAAUACAAAAACAGCAACGUUCAUCCAAAUAAAAAAUAAAAAUGUGUGUAAUCUAA
Messenger RNA from Mercenaria mercenaria, 9532 nucleotides. RefSeq lists its product as uncharacterized. The transcript has 11 exons. Bases 126 to 7784 code for a protein of 2552 amino acids. NCBI's taxonomy places the organism in Eukaryota, Metazoa, Mollusca, Bivalvia, Venerida, Veneridae. The record is from RefSeq and is a predicted model, not a curated record. Gene Ontology annotation, biological process: actin filament organization. Gene Ontology annotation, cellular component: apical junction complex; adherens junction; cortical actin cytoskeleton. Gene Ontology annotation, molecular function: actin filament binding.